AUGGCGCGGGAUAGUGAGAUGCAGGAAUUCACUCGCAGUCUCUUCCGAGGCCGCCCGGACCUCAGUACGCUCACACACUCCAUCGUGCGGCAGAGGUUCUUGGCUCACGUGGGCCGCAACCAUCUGGAACCUGAGGAGAAACAGGCGCUGAAGCGGCUGGUGGAGGAAGAGCUGCUGAAGAUGCAGGUGGAUGAAGCAGGUACCAGGGAGAAGCGAGGCUUUUCGAAAAAGGUCAAGAGGCCUCCCACCCCUUCCAGUGACCCAGAGAGAAAAAGGUCUCGUUUCCAUUCAGAGACAGAGCUCAGCUCUGCAGCCUCCAGUCCAGAGUGUUUCGGCUCCCCAGCAAAGAACGGCUUGUCGGCAGCUGCAGUCAGUCCAAGGCCAUCCGCAAAGAAAGCAAUGGAGGAGAGCAGCGAUAAGGAAGAGCAGAGGGAUGUGACUGCCAAGAUGGGAUUAGAGGAAUUGAGUAGUGAGGAAGAGGAGUACAAGGGCCGGACUAGGAAGAAAACUGUGACAAAGAAGAAUAAACAGACAGCAAACAAGGCCUCAGCCAGUAAGAAACAGGCUAGAAAGGAGAGUGAGGACAGUGAGGAGGAACCUACCCAGAGGAUGGGAAGGAAGGGAAAGAAAAAGAAAGGAGCUAUAAGCCACCAUGAAAGUGAGGAUGAGAAGGGGGAGACACCAGCCAAGAAGAAACAGGAGGAGGAAGAAGAGAGUAACGAGGAGUGCAGACACAGAGCCAAGAUCAAUGGAGGGAAAAGGUUAGCUUGCGAGGAGAUCUUUAAACAGAGAAGCAGGGCAGGUAGAAGGCAAGAGAGAGAGAGAGAGGAAGCAGUCAGUGGGGAUAACACUUGGGAAGAAACAAAGAGCAAGGAUAGGAGCCAGUGGAAAGGUGGAAAAAGGCAGAGUGGAAGCAGUGUAGACAAUGGGGAAGACAGCUGCAGAAAGGUAAAGCCUAAGAACAAAGGGACUAGAAAGGCAGCCCAUGUGGACAGUAGUAAUAGUGAAGAGAGUGAAUCAGAGAGGGAAGUAAGUGGUAGUGAGGCAGGUCAGAGUCCCAAGGGGGAGAGGAAUAACUACUCUUCCAAGAAGACCUCCAAGAAAGGCAGAAAGACACGAAGCUCCUCUUCCUCCUCAGAUGGAAGUCCUGAGCCUAAAGGCAGGAAGGCUGUCUCUGGCCGUCGUGGUGAGGACCAUCCAGCUGUGAUGAGGCUAAAACGCUAUAUCCGGGCAUGUGGGGCCUAUCGCAACUACAGGAAGCUGCUGGGCACCUGUCAUACGCACAAGGAGCGCCUGAGUGUCCUUCGGGCGGAGCUGGAAGCCCUGGGCAUGCAGGGUAACCCUUCCAUGGAGAAGUGUCGGGCCCUGAAGGAACAACGGGAGGAAGCAGCUGAGGUAGCCUCCUUGGAUGUUGCCAACAUCAUCAGUAGUUCAGGCCGGCCACGCAGACGCACAGCCUGGAACCCUUCAGGAACAGCAGCCUCCUCAGAGGAGCCAUAUCGUAGGACUCUGGACUCAGAGGAUGAGCGGCCCCGCCCCCCACCCCCAGACUGGUCACAUAUGCAUGGCAUCAUCAGCAGUGAUGGCGAGAGUACCUAA
Molecule: messenger RNA, 1599 nt
Organism: Chrysochloris asiatica (Cape golden mole)
Lineage: Eukaryota; Metazoa; Chordata; Mammalia; Afrosoricida; Chrysochloridae
Gene: HIRIP3
Product: HIRA interacting protein 3
Exons: 9
Coding region: 1-1599 (532 amino acids)
Cellular component (GO): nucleus
Source: RefSeq, a predicted model, not a curated record